AUGAAAGUCCUCUGCCUCCACGGUGCCUUUGGCAGUGCUUCGAACUUCAAAGUUCAGCUAGGCAUCUUUACCGAUGCUGCAAAGCGGCCUGGCGUGGAGUUCAAAUGGAUCAACGGCUUCACCAAGGCAACGCCCCCGGCCGGCUUUGACGACUACUUUGGCGCUCCGCCUCUGUACCGCUUCAUGGAUAUUGAUGGCAUGAGUGAACUAGAGCAGAUGAUUGUCAAGAUCAGGGAUAUUCCUCAGGGAGACUCUCCUGAGGAGACGAUGCGGAGGCUGAUUGCCGAUAAGGAGCAGUUUACGACUCCAGCUGUAACGAUGGCUUUGAAUCGGCUGCUACAGCUUCUGGAUGAGGAUCCAGAGAUUGACGGAAUUCUUGGGUACUCGGAAGGAGCUACAACUGCAGCCAGCCUAAUUCUCGAAGAGCAGCGUCUUUUCAGAGAGCAAGGCCGCCCUCGGCACAUCAAGUGUGCCAUCUUCUUCGCGGGUUGGCCUCCUGUCCGUAUCAUCGACGGCCGCGUUCAGACGCUGCUUGCUGAUCAGCACGACGAAAUGAUCGACAUACCGACGUGUCAUGUUGUAGGUUGUAACGAUCCAUAUAUUCAUGGAGCCAUCACACUUUAUGGGAUGUGCGACGAGGAUAUGGCGAUUUUGUUCGACCAUGGGAAGGGACAUACAGUUCCUAGGGACGAGUUGACGGUGAAGGAGCUGGCAGAGACGAUUGAGAAAACCUUUGACCAGGCUGCAGCAUUUAGUCAUUAA
This is a messenger RNA of Trichoderma virens Gv29-8, 762 nucleotides long. RefSeq lists its product as uncharacterized. Gene Ontology annotation, cellular component: nucleus; cytoplasm. The coding region runs from base 1 to 762 and encodes 253 amino acids. The transcript is spliced from 4 exons. The record is from RefSeq and is a predicted model, not a curated record. NCBI's taxonomy places the organism in Eukaryota, Fungi, Ascomycota, Sordariomycetes, Hypocreales, Hypocreaceae.